Messenger RNA from Heterobilharzia americana, 4845 nucleotides. The record is from the annotation of a GenBank genome assembly. NCBI's taxonomy places the organism in Eukaryota, Metazoa, Platyhelminthes, Trematoda, Strigeidida, Schistosomatidae.
AUGCUUCGGUGGUUCUGUAAAAAAAAACAUGAUACAUCACCACGUCUUAUUUAUCCAACUACAUUGAUUGAAUUGAAUAAAUUUCAGCUUGAAACAGAUUUAUCUAAUCCAAAUUAUAAGUAUACAUCGAAUUAUAUUAAAACAACAAAAUAUACAUUAUGGACAUUUUUACCAUUAAAUUUAUGGAACAAUUUCAUCGUUUUGCUAAUAUCUAUUUUGUAUUAUAUUAAUAUUGAAUUUUAUUCCCGAUAUGCUUACGAAGAUUUUAGAAGGUAUCUAUCAGAUCGUAAAGUUAAUAAGAAACCAUGUGAAGUGUAUUCUGUACAUGAAAAACAAUAUGUGAUUGAUGAAUGGCAAAGUUUACAUCCAGGCGAUUUUAUUCGUUUACAUACAAAUGAUAUAAUUCCAGCUGAUAUUUUAUUGUUAGCUACAUCGAAUAGUACAGGUAUUUGUCAUAUUGAAACAUCUAAUUUGGAUGGAGAAUCUAAUUUAAAACAACGAGAAGUUAUUACUGGAUUAUCAGAUAAUAGUGAAUUUUCACCAUUAAAUUUUCUAUAUCCCAUCGAAGUAGAAAUUCCAAGCGCUGAAUUAUACAAAUUUCAUGGUAAAAUCAUUCUCCCAGAAGUUCGAAUUCCAAUACAUAAGAAAAAUAUGCUGCUGAGAGGUUGUGUAUUGCGUAAUACUGACUUUGUGGAGGGUAUAGUAAUCUACGCUGGUCGGGAAACAAAGGCUGCUUUAAACAAUUCUGGUGUUCGUUUUAAAAGAAGUAAACUAGAGAAACGUAUUAAUAUGGAUGUUAUAUGGUGUGUAAUCAUUCUUAUUAUAGUCUGUUUCACUGGAGCUAUUGGUAGUGCUGUAUGGCAUCAAAAUUUACCAGGUGAUGAUAUACUAUUUGUUGUACUUGAUAGAAAUUCAUCUACUUCAACACCUGCAUAUCAAGGUUUUCUAAAUUUUUGGCGAUUUGUUAUUAUUUUUCAAACUAUUAUUCCAUUACCAUUAUAUGUUACAAUUGAAUUUGUUAAAAUGCAUCAGGUAUGGCAUAUGAAUAAUGAUUUAAAACUAUAUGAUUCCACUUUGGAUAAACGUGUUGAAAUACAUGCAUUCAAUAUACCUGAAGAUUUAGGUCAAAUUGAAUAUAUUUUCUCAGAUAAAACUGGUACAUUAACUGAAAAUAAAAUGGAAUUUAAACGAGCUAGUAUCAAUGGAAAAGAUUAUGAUGCAAAUGAAAAUGACAAUUAUGAAAAUGCAGAUCGACCGAGUAAUAGCUUUUCAUCGAUCCAUACAAUAACAAAAUUGAAUGUACUUAAACCAAUCUUAGACAAUGGAACUAUCUUUUCAUUACAUCAAAUAAUUAUCAAUAAUGAUAUGAAUUGUCAUAGAGUUAAUUCAGAUAAAUUAUUUAUACCUGAAAUAUCUAUACACAAAUUGAAUUUGAAUGCAAUAAAGUUAACAGAUGAAAUAAUUCCUAUUUAUCCAAUACAAAAUGAUAAUAAUUCUUAUUCUUAUAUAUCAGCUGAUAAUAAUAUGUUAUCAUCUCAACGAUAUUUACAAGUUAGACAACAAAUUAACUCAAAUUCUCAACAACAAAAUGAUGAUAUAACUAAUGUAAAUGAAUUUAAGAAACAUUAUCAACAUUUAACGAGUGAAACUAUACGUGUUCAAGACUAUUUUCUUGCAUUAGCUAUAUGUAAUACAGCUGUUGUCUCUGUUACAAAAAAUACUCCAACAUUAUUUCAAGUUCCAUCACGUCGUAAAGGAUUUCGUGAUUUAUUUCGUUCUGGUAAAAUAAAUUCUGUUACACAUAUGCAUAAUAAAAUGCGUAAAACUAAACAAUCGACUAAUAUACAAAUGAAUUCAUGUGUAGACAGAAUACCUACCAUUGAAAAUCAUUACAAUUCUAAUGACAAAGUGAAACAUAUUAAACAUGCAGUUAGCUUAUCCAGUAUACUUUCACGUAAAUUUCGUUUAACUAAACCUGAUAAAAUGAUAACAAAUAGAAAUGAUGAUAACAUUAACAAUAAUAAUAGUAAUAGUAAUAAUAAUGAUAAUAACCAGUCAACUAAUAUGUUUGUUAAUAACAGUAUAAAUGAUAUUUCUUCAACUACUAAUAUUAUUGACCAUAUAAGGAAUGAAGAACAAGAAAAUAUUAGUCAAGAAACAAUAAUUAUCGAUGAUAUUGUCUCUAAAUUAGAGGAUAAUCCUAUUCAGUCAAGUAGUCCUACUGCUACUACUGCUCCUACUUGUAAUAAUUAUGAUAAUACUAAUCAAUUGUUGGAGAAUAUCGUUACAAACUUUUCGAAUGAAACAAUCCAUAAUCAUAAUAAUGACAAUAAUAAAACAAAGAAAAUCAGUGUGAUAUGUAGCAAUUCUGCAAGAACCUUCAAAGAACAAUUAAAUUACUUAAACUAUAAUAAUAGUAAUAAUGAUAAUAAAGAACCAGUAUUAUUUUUAUCAAGUCAUUGUCUACCGCCUGUUAUUGAAGCAUUAGACUUAGAUAUAUCAUUACAAGCUUCACAGCAUAUUUUAAGUGGUUCACGCCUUACUAACAGUGAACAACGUAGUGCUUCUGCAGAGAAGUUGAAUCGACAACAUCCUUCACAGUAUACACAACAAUCAGAUUUCGAAUCACUAGGAUCUGUGGAGUUCGGUUUGGAUUUGAGUACAGAUAUAACAAUGGAACAAUAUGACGAUAGUACAAACAAUAUUUAUCAAAGUGAAUUAAAACUAGACCUUGAAAAAGAUACUUAUAAUGAAAAGAAAACAGCUGAAGAAGACAUAGAUUUAAACACGUCUAGAACACUGACAGUUAUUAUACAUAAUGGUAGUUCAUUUCAAUUGCCAGUUGAACAAGAUGUAUGUGCACAAAAUCCAUCAGAUUUGAAAAAAUGUCCAUUAUCUGAUAGCACGUUAUUCACUUCAUAUGAAUCAGAAAGUCCAGAUGAAUUAUGUCUAGUGAAAGAAGCAUGUAAAUGGGGCUAUAAAUUACUACAGCGUGGUGUAGAUUUUACACUUUUAUGGUUACCAAAUGAUGGACUUGUAUGCAUUCAUGUUCUACGUAUCCUACCAUUCGAUUCACAGCGUAAACGAAUGUCAAUCCUUUUUCGUCAUCCAUAUACUAAUGAAGUAAUCUUAUUUACAAAAGGAGCUGAUUCAUCAAUUAUGAAUCGUUUAGAUAAUACCGGGAUAAAUUCACACGAAUUAAUCACUGCUACACAACAGCAUAUUGAACAAUAUUCUCGUAUAGGUUUAAGAACAUUAGUCAUAGCUGAAAGAUUAUUAUCUGAAGAUGAACUCAAUGAAUGGUUAAAAGAAGUCUACGAAGUUGAAACAGGUAAUGAAGAUCCAACAGAAGCUAUGCAAAUGCUAAUGGAUAAAUUGGAGCGUAAUUUUAUUCUUCUAGGUGCUACAGGUAUUGAAGAUCGUUUACAAGUUGGUGUACCAGAGACUAUUGAAUCAUUACGUGAAGCUGGUAUGCAUGUUUGGGUGUUAACAGGUGAUAAACAAGAAACUGCAGUGAAUAUUGCUCGUUCAGCUAAUCUGAUUACAUCACAGCAUAGGAUAAUGUAUAUUAAUGCACGUUCUGAGGCACAUAUAGAAUAUUUACUAAACUCAUAUUUAUAUGGUGUUAUUAGUGGAGACCUAUGGAAUCCAUUAAAUGAUCUGGAUAAUAGACUUGAUGAAGUGAUUAAUCCACGUUAUUCAGAAGCUCAACAAUAUUAUAAAACACGAAAAGAUAGUCGUCGAUUAUUAAAAAAGUCAAAAAUCAUUAUCGUUCAACUUCACAUUCACCUAAUCGUGGUCGUACAAAACAACGUAGAUAUAACUUAUUUUCAUGAUAAUGAAAAUAAAUUAAAAAUAAAUCAUAAAGGUUGUUUUAAUUUUUUAAAAUUAAUUGAACAUUAUCGUCAAUUCAGACAUCGAAAUCGACAACGACGACUACGACGACAACAACAACAACAACAACAUCGAAGACAAUCAUCCAGUUAUAAAAGAUAUAGUAAUAAUUUUGCUAAUAAAUUUCAAUUAGCUUUAGUAAUUGAUGGUGAAAGCUUAAAUUAUGUAUUGAAUAAUGCAAAGAAUAGAUCACGAUUCAUUAAAUUAACUGAAAUGUGUACAAAUGUUAUAUGUUGUAGAUCAACACCAGGACAAAAGGCUGCUAUAGUUACUCUAGUCAAAGAUGAAUUAAACGUUCAAACUUUAGCUGUUGGUGAUGGUGCAAAUGAUGUCAAUAUGAUACGAGUAGCUAAUGUUGGGAUUGGUAUUACCGGUGGACAAGAAGGUAUGCAAGCGGUUAUGGCAUCAGAUUUUGGAAUUAGUCAAUUUUGUUUUCUCAAACAGUUAUUAUUAGUUCAUGGACAUUGUUGUUAUGAUAAACUAGCACAUGCUUCAUUAUAUUUAUUUUAUAAAAAUGCGAUAUAUAUAUUUCUAUUAUUUUGGUUUCAAAUGUUCAACGGAUUUUCGGGUAGUAAUGCAAUUGAUCAAUUAUCACAAAUGUUAUUCAGUGUUACAAUGACUAGUUUACCACCAUUUAUUAUGGGUAUAUGGGAUAAUCCAUUAGAUCAUGAGACAUUAUUAUGUAAUCCUAUAUUAUAUCGAGCUGGAAUACAAGGCAAUGCUUAUCAUCCAUGGUUAUUUUGGUUAAAUAUAUGUGAUGCCCUAUGGCAAAGUUUAGUUAUAUUCUUUUUAUCAUAUUUUGCUUAUGCUGAUGAUGUUAUCGGUUUAUGGGAGUUUGGAUUAUUUCAAACACAUGCAUUAACAUUGUGUACUUUAAUACAUUCACUAUUGAUUACUAGAACAUGGGAUGAUACAUCAAUGUUUCUAUAUCCUGAUUCAAUAACUUUUUAA